Messenger RNA from Temnothorax curvispinosus, 2192 nucleotides. Its product is annotated as zinc finger CCCH-type with G patch domain-containing protein. Bases 551 to 2110 code for a protein of 519 amino acids. Gene Ontology annotation, molecular function: DNA-binding transcription factor activity, RNA polymerase II-specific; RNA polymerase II cis-regulatory region sequence-specific DNA binding; metal ion binding. The transcript is spliced from 9 exons. Gene Ontology annotation, cellular component: nucleus. The record is from RefSeq and is a predicted model, not a curated record. Gene Ontology annotation, biological process: regulation of transcription by RNA polymerase II; negative regulation of DNA-templated transcription. Lineage: Eukaryota; Metazoa; Arthropoda; Insecta; Hymenoptera; Formicidae.
AUCACGUCGGUAUGACAGGAUUUCUAACCUAAGAAUCAUCAACUUUAACGCUAAAUAUCUCGCUUCGCAGGGCAGACCGCCGCAUUUUUCUGCCAGAUUCUUUCGUUUCGUGCCAAAAUGCGUCGAUUGAGCCUAUUUUUAUUAAUUUUUGAGGUGCAGUAGCUAUUCUAUAUAAAUACCUUUUUCCAAAUUUCUCCAAAUGAUUUCCAAACGAUCGGAAAAGAUAAUUAUAAAUAAUUUUUAAUUUUUUUGCCAACUAUUAUACGUUGGUGAAAACAUGCUCCGUGCUCCGUGUGCCGCUGGCUACUUCAUUGAGGUUUGCCAACCAACUAUAAGCUCUCGCCUUGUUCAUUACAAACAGUUACUUACCGAGUUGGUUAUCAUACAGUUUUAAGUUUUGGGCCGUAUUGCGUAUUGCUCUAUGCUCUCUGAAAAGAGGCAAGAACCGUAUCUGGAAUAAGAUCAAAAUUAAAAGAAGAAAAAGAAGAAUUAUCGCGAGUGGUUGCAAGUUGCAAUUGUUUUUUUAUAUGUUUCGUAGUGAUUGUCCAGUAUGACAGACGUGAGAAGUUUAAAAGAAGCUAUUGAGCAGUAUAAAACCCAGUUGUCACAAGUAGACACGACACUGUCUACAAUGCCAAAAGGACCUGACAGAGACAACUUACUUAGCCUGAAAUCUGAUAUUGAGGAGCUCAUAUCUUUGACGAAAGAAAGUUUGCAAACUCUUGAAGGGGAUGUAGAAAACAAAAAUGAAGAUGACAAGAUAAAAGAUCUAUUGGACAAAGAAUAUGCCUUGUUCAAGGCAGAGCUGGAAAACUCAUCAGAUGUCAGUGAAGAUAAACAGGAUGACAGAACCAUCGCUGCUUCUGAUAACAUCGAAGAUGAAUUAAAGGAGCUGGAGGGUAUGAAAUGUAAAGCUCCUCAUGGCAGUACUUGGGGUGGUAUUAGUUAUCACAAUGCUAUGGUAUGUUCUGUUUAUAGAGACAGUGACGAAGAGAUUAAAGAUAUCCAUGACAUUAAGGUUCGAGUUUUCUUUCUCAAUCCGACACACAAAGAAAUGAUUCCAUGUCCGUAUUUUCUCAACGGUAGCUGCAAGUUUUCUGACGAGAAUUGCCAUUAUUGCCAUGGCGAAAUUGUGCCGUUUUCAAGCCUACAGGAGUACAAGGAACCUGAUUUCCGUAACAUUAAAGUAGGAAGUAAAGUGUUAACUAAACAAAAGAACAGUAUGUGGCAUAGAUCCAUUGUUUUAAAAUUGCCUGAAAAGAAUGAAGAUGAAUACAGAGUUAAGUUUGAAUCGAGUGGCAAAAUUGUAGAAGCUGGUUUACAAGAUCUCUUGCUUCUCGAUGACACAAACUUAGAAAUGUCAGAUACAUCUGAUGAUAGCGAUGACGAAGAUGCUAAUAAUAUUAAUAACGAUUUCGAAUUUAAUUCGUGUAUAAAUGAUCAAUUGGUUCACAAAUCUCUUUUGACGUUACAAUCCAAUGAACCUUUAGGAAAUUGGGAAAGACAUACACGUGGCAUUGGUAGCAAAUUAAUGAUGCAAAUGGGUUAUGUAAUUGGUACUGGUCUUGGAAAACAGAGCGAUGGUAGAAUACAACCUGUUGAAGCUCAAGUUUUGCCAGCAGGGAAAUCAUUAGAUCACUGCAUGGAAUUACGUGAAUUUGCUGGCAAUGAUAAAGAUUUGUUUUCCGCGGAACGUAAAAUGCGUAAACAACAACAAAAAUUAGAGCAGCAAAGAGAAAGGCAGUAUCGAAGAGAAAAACAAAAGGAGGAUAGCAAUGUGUUUAAUUUUAUAAAUAAAACUUUAGGUGAUAAACUUAAAGAAGAUGCAGCUAAUAGUUCGCAAAGUAGAGAUAAACUUAGAACAGAAUCCAACAGAAAUCUAAAUGUAGCCAGUUUUCAAAUUGGAGAAAACAUAAAUCGUUUAGAAAAGGAAUCAUCGAAGCUCAAAGAAUCAUUAGCAAAGCAUGCCAAGGGUAGUGUGCUUUAUAAUAACAUUGCGAUGAAGUAUAACGAAAAGCAGAAAGAACUUACUAAUUUAAGGGCUUCUGAGAAAAGUAUCGCUGCCGAACAGGAUCAAAGGAAGAACAAGGCUAAAUUAUCUGUGUUUUGAUAUUUAUAUGAUAGCAUAGGAGAAAUGUAUGUUAUGUAUGUCUGUAUAUAAAGCGAAUCUAAAAUACAUUGUUUUAUUAAUA